GUGAGCCCUGGUUCUAGAGACCGUUACUGCUGACCCUGUAACCCUAAGGACAAAAUAGCUGGCUAAACUUAUUGGUACAGGUGGAUACCAUGUCCUUGAAGAUUCAGACCAGCAAUGUAACCAACAAGAAUGACCCCAAGUCCAUCAACUCUCGGGUCUUCAUUGGAAACCUAAACACGGCUGUGGUAAAGAAGUCAGAUGUGGAAACCAUCUUUUCCAAGUAUGGCCGUGUGGCUGGCUGUUCUGUGCACAAAGGCUAUGCUUUUGUCCAGUAUGCAAAUGAGCGCCAUGCCCGAGCAGCAGUGCUGGGAGAGAAUGGACGGGUGCUGGCUGGACAGACUCUGGACAUCAACAUGGCCGGAGAGCCCAAGCCCAAUAGACCCAAGGGGCUAAAGAGAGCAGCAACUGCCAUAUACAGUGGCUACAGCUUUGACUAUGAUUACUAUCAAGACUACUUCUAUGCCAGGCUGUUUGAUUAUCGAGGCCGCCUUUCUCCAGUGCCUGUGCCCAGGGCAGUCCCAGUGAAGCGACCUCGUGUUACGGUUCCUUUGGUUCGCCGUGUCAAAACUACAAUACCUGUCAAGCUCUUUACCCGUUCCACAGCCAUCACUACUGGCUCAGCCAAGAUCAAGUUAAAGAGCAGCGAGCUACAGACCAUCAAAACAGAAUUGACACAGAUCAAGUCCAACAUCGAUGCCCUCUUGGGUCGCUUGGAACAGAUCGCUGAGGAACAAAAGGCCAACCCAGAUGGCAAGAAGAAGGGCGACAGCAGCAGUGGUGGUGGAAGUGGCAGCAGUGGUGGAGGCAGCAGUGGCAAUGCUGGUGGUAGCGGCGGCAGCAGUAGUGGCAAUGCUGGUGGUGGCAGUGGUAGCUGCAGUAGCAGCAGCCGGCCACAAGCCCCACAAGAAGACACAGCUUCUGAAGCAGGCACACCCCAAGGAGAAGUCCAAACUCGAGAUGAUGCUGAUGAGGAGGGACUGCUAACACAUAGUGAGGAGGAACUGGAGCACAGCCAGGACACAGAUGCAGAAGAUGGGGCUUUGCAGUAAGCAGGAGAAAUGGCCACCAGCAGAAGAGCAUCACUGUCUCAGGCCUCAAGACAGGCACCCAUCUCUGGAUGCCAGUUUGUAGCGGGUACCAGAGGAAAGCUGACAGUAGGCACUCCUCUCCCCAUGCAUCCCAGCCAGUGAGUGCUACAUCCUUUGCAAGUGGAGUUACUGGCCUACCCCUUACCCCAUGCACUCUUCCUGUCUGCACUGCCUGGGCAAAGAGGCAGAACACAUUCUGCCCUUUUCCCCCAGGGCAUUCCCAGGCUUGGGGUUUUUCUAUAGGUUUGAAAGUAGGGGCGGGGGUUGGGAUGGGUGGGGGAAACCUGAGAAUAAAGAGAUUGGAUCCAAA
This is a messenger RNA of Myodes glareolus (Bank vole), 1398 nucleotides long. NCBI's taxonomy places the organism in Eukaryota, Metazoa, Chordata, Mammalia, Rodentia, Cricetidae. The record is from RefSeq and is a predicted model, not a curated record.